Amoebophrya sp. A120 is the source of this 758-nucleotide messenger RNA. NCBI's taxonomy places the organism in Eukaryota, Dinophyceae, Syndiniales, Amoebophryaceae. The record is from the annotation of a GenBank genome assembly.
GCGACGACCUGGAGCAAAUGGUUGAAGUGGAGAAGAUAUCCGAUGCAAAAGUAUCGGCCUAGUAAAAAUUGCAUUACAACAAAUUAGCCCAGCAUCACAAAUUCAAUUUGUAGUGAUGCUGACUUACCUUGAGAAAGAGAUUUGUAAAUGCAUAAACGCAAUUACUACGAGUACGAAAGUUCUGCACAGGAUGGAAGAUAUCCAAUGCAAAAGAAGUACUGCGCUUCCUCGGACUAGAUGAAUUUGAACUACCAGGCGUCUUUUCAAUUUAUGCAUGACAGGGCUGGCUUAGUGAGUCACUCAGCAUCACGACCACAGAUCUCGCUUUAUAUAUGCGUUUUGUCAAGACACGUCUCCACCUCCAGUGACGAGUCCAAUGCCGAUCAGAAUUUUGCAAUGCAUAGAAGAAACACCCACUAUCGGCGCAAGCAAGGGCUGUGCUGCUCAAGGACACCGACGGCCCAGACGACGAGGCUGCUCUUGCUGAUGAAAAUGAGCCCACGGGCACUGAUCCAGCUCUCUCGCGGCCAGCCGGGGAGCUGCGGAAAAUCCCGGGCACGGACGUCGAAGGAGAUGAAAAUCAUGCAGGUGAAGACGUGAAAGACGCGAGUACUGUUGAAGAUGUGGUGGAAGAUGAGAAGCACGUGAACAUCAAAAGCCCAAGUGCCACGGGAACGGACACGACCCCCGUUUAUUCUGUAGAAGCUCCAUCUACUUCAGUUGCAAUCGAAAACAAGAAGUCGAACGCUGUUGCUCCA